Molecule: messenger RNA, 303 nt
Organism: Candidozyma duobushaemuli
Lineage: Eukaryota; Fungi; Ascomycota; Pichiomycetes; Serinales; Metschnikowiaceae
Gene: YAE1
Product: Yae1p
Exons: 2
Coding region: 1-303 (100 amino acids)
Source: RefSeq, a predicted model, not a curated record
AUGUCUUGCACAGGCGAAUGCAAAGUACCCAAAAACUUGAAGCUGAAAAAGCCGCUGCAUGCCACUGAUGACGACGACAUCUGGGGUAGCGACGACGACAUCGAUACUUACGCUGAUUUGCAAAGAGCUCAUGUGACCCAAGGUUACAUAGACGGUAUCACUCAGGCACAAGAGGAGGGAUUGCAGAAGGGCUUCGAUGAAGGCUUUCCCACGGCGCUGCGUUGGGGAGCCGAUUUGACCAAGCCAAGAAGGAGCUCAAUGUUGCAUCAGUUCUCAGCAAAGACCACUUUGACGACUCGCUAA